This is a messenger RNA of Aegilops tauschii subsp. strangulata, 1281 nucleotides long. NCBI's taxonomy places the organism in Eukaryota, Viridiplantae, Streptophyta, Magnoliopsida, Poales, Poaceae. The record is from RefSeq and is a predicted model, not a curated record.
AUGACAGCCGACGAUCUCAAGAAGCUCGAGGCCGAGUUGAAGGAACGUGAGUCUCUCCUGCAGACUCGCCAGGAAGAACUUGAUCGUCGCGUCGCCGAGAUGGGCAAAGCUCCCGCAACCUCCCCAGCAGCCUCCACGCCCAGCCCUUCCACCUAUGCCACCUCCAUCAAACUUCAUGUACCCAUCACCCUCGACCUGACCGCCUCCAACUACACCAACUGGCGCGAGCUGUUCCUUGUCGCCCUUGGCCGCUAUGGCCUUACAGCUCAUGUCAUCGGCAAUGCCGGCACUACUCCCUCUGACACUUCGCCGGCUUCGGAUUGGGGCCGCGACAACUACACGGUUCUCUCUUGGAUCUAUGGCUCUAUCUCCAUCGACCUCUUCGGCAUCGUCAUGCGCCCCGGCUCCACCGCGCGCACGAUCUGGGACGCCAUCGAGAAUCUCUUCCGCGACAAUAAAAAGCACCGAGCAAUCCAGCUGGAAGCGGAGUUCAGGAACACCCCGCAAGGCGAUAUGACCGUCGGUGACUACUGCACAAAGCUCAAGUCCCUUGCUGAUUCUCUCGUGGAUGUUGGCCAGACGAUCAACGACGAAACACUCGUCCUCACCCUCCUGCGUGGCCUCAACGACAGUUUCGCCCACCUCCGCUCGUUUCUUCCGUUCCAGGUGCCCUUCCCCUCGUUCCUGCAGACCCGCUUGGCGUUGAUCCUUGAAGAGAGCCAGAAGAAAACUGAUGCCAAGAACGCGACAUCCACUGCCCUUUGGGCUAGCGGGAAUAGCAUCAUCCCGAGCGCUGGCGGUGGACGUGCUCCUCUCCCUAUCAGCUCCGGGGGCGUCGGCUCUGGAGGGCGCGGAACGGGCUCCACCUUCAACCGCGGCAGUGGUCGUGGACGUGGCGGACGCGGUGGACGUGGCCGCGGCCGCGACAAUCCGUGGCAGUUCGACCCAUGGACGGGUGCUCCGACGCGGGCAUAUCUUCAGCAACAACACACACAGGCUCCAUGGCAACAGCCCUCCUCUUCCUGGCAGUCACGUCUGUGGCAGGCUCCUGCUCCAGGUCUACUUGGUCCUCGCCCCAACACUGCUCCUCAAGCUUACACUGCGUACGGCCAUGCCAACAACAACUCCAACAUGCUGCAGUCACCUUCAUCAAGCUCGGCGGUCGACCCUACGCUUCUAGCAGCUCUCAACAACAUGCAGAUUCCCAGCACACAUGAGUGGUAUAUGGGCUCUGGUGCAUCCUCCCACAUGGCAUCAGACAUGGUAACUUCGACUCUCUAA